AUGGCAACACAUCGUCCCUCGACAGGCGGGAGGGGACACAUCACCAGGCGGGAGGGGACACAUCACCAGGCUGGAGGGGACACAUCACCAGGCGGGACGGGACACAUCACCAGGCUGGAGGGGACACAUCACCGACACAUCACCAGGCUGGACGGGACACAUCACCAGGCAGGACGGGACACAUCACCAGGCAGACGGGACACAUCACCAGGCGGGACGGACACAUCACCAGGCAGGACGGGACACAUCACCAGGCAGGACGGGACACAUCACCAGGCAGGACGGGACACAUCACCAGGCAGGACGGGACAUCACAGGCAGGACGGGACACAUCACCAGGCUGAGGGACACAUCACCAGGCAGGACGGGACACAUCACCAGGCAGGACGGGACACAUCACCAGGCAGGACGGGACACAUCAACAGGCAGGACGGGACACAUCAACAGGCUGAGGGGACACAUCACCAGGCAGGACGGGACACAUCACCAGGCAGGACGGGACACAUCACCAGGCGGACGGGGACACAUCACCAGGCGGACGGGACACAUCAACAGGCAGGACGGGACACAUCACCAGGCAGGACGGGACAUCACCAGGUUGACGGGACACAUCACCGUGGCGGACGGGACACAUCACCAGGCAGACGGACACAUCACCAGGCAGGACGGGACACAUCAACAGGCAGGACGGGACACAUCACCAGGUUGAGGGGACACAUCACCAGGCAGGACGGGACACACAUCACCAGGCAGGACGGGACACAUCACCAGGCGGACGGGACACAUCACCAUGGGACGGGACAUCACCAGGCAGGACGGGACACAUCACCAGGCAGGACGGACACAUCACCAGGCAGGACGGGACACAUCACCAGGCGGACGGGACACAUCACCAGGCAGGACGGGACACAUCACCAGGCGGGACGGGACACAUCACCAGGCUGGAGGGGACACAUCACCAGGCGGGACGGGACACAUCACCAGGCUGGAGGGGACACAUCACCAGGCAGGACGGGACACAUCACCAGGCAGGAGGGGACACAUCACCAGGCAGGACGGGACACAUCAACAGCUCAGGUUACAAAUAUCCAAUAA
Homarus americanus (American lobster) is the source of this 1095-nucleotide messenger RNA. Its product is annotated as filaggrin-like. The transcript is spliced from 2 exons. The record is from RefSeq and is a predicted model, not a curated record. Bases 1 to 1095 code for a protein of 364 amino acids. NCBI's taxonomy places the organism in Eukaryota, Metazoa, Arthropoda, Malacostraca, Decapoda, Nephropidae.